AUGCUGUUUACUUUAGGACUUCUCCUCCUUCUCACCCCAUUUCCCUGCUUUCAAUCCCCGACCAAUGAGAGGAGAAACUCCACAGGAAGCGACGUGACCAAAUCCAAUGCAGUUUUCACCCUGUCAAAACCAAAAACCACUGCUGCCCUCACCAAACAGACCCUGAAGCCAAACACAGUCAAUCAAACAGUUGUAUCCACUAUAGCCACAGCAACAGUAAAGACUUCUACAGUUAGUGAAGUGAAAGCUAGCAAAGACAAGCCUGCCCCCAAUGUAGCUCCAAAUGUUAAGUCAGCAUCCACAAAGUCUGCCUCAGCCAGCGGAGCUAAAACCACCAAAGACAAACUCCAACCUUUGGUCAAUCAGACCGUUUCAAUGAAAUCACCUUCAACCAGUGAUGGGAAGACUGCCAAAGACAAGCUUACCCCCACUGUAGUUCAAAAUCAGUCAACAUCGUUAAAGGCUACUCCCGCCGGUGCUAAAACCACCAAAAAUAAGCCCACAACCCUCAUCAAUCAGACUGUUGUAGCUAAAUCUCCUUCCACCAAAGACAAGCCUGCCCUCACAGUAGAUCAAAGUACUCAGUCAACACCGGCAAAUGCAGCUGACAAAGAUAAGCUUGCUGCAAUCAAAGCUCCCAACGCUACCACUACCAAAGAAAAGCCUUCCUCUGCAAAACCAAUGAAGGUGUUCAUCAGUGAAGGCUGUGACUCAAACAAUGGCAAAGAGCUGAAGUUGAAGCCUGGCGAGCCUCUGGUGAUGACGCAUAAGAUCAGCUUGGUGCCUGGUAGCUGCAGUGGGGGAUGUGACGCUGAGAUGGCUGCGCUGCAAGGACGCGUGGCCCGACUGGAAAGAGAGAUGACUUCCAUUAAAGAGAAAUGUCCAUGUUCUGCUAAUUGUCCAAAUGGAUGUAGUGGCAAUGGAGAGUGUCAGAAGGGGAAAUGUAUCUGCCAACAGGGAUUCACCGGUCCAGACUGCAAAACUGCCAAAGGAAAGGUCAAGGUAACCAUGGGAACAAUGACCAAGCAGUCGAACAAAGACAAGGAAAACAAGAAGGAGAAAAUGAACACAGUAGAGAAUACACUUGUCCAGAAGAAAGAGCAGAAGAAGGCGUCUGACGUCAAAGAGACCACCACUAAAACCAAAGUGGCUGCUAAUUCUAAAGCAGGUGCUAAAAAAGAAUCCUCCGUUAACAAAAUCACUAUUACAAAGACAAGUGUCAAAAAGACCAGUAUCCCAACACUUGGUCAAGUUCUGUUGAAACAUGAGGGCAGAAAGCAGGAAGAGGCCCGCAAAGGCAAAACAACAUCUAAAAAGUUCCUCCAAAAACCUGACAAUAAGCUUGUUGAAGAUGGAACCAAAGAUAAAGCACAUCCUAAAACAAACCAGCUAAAAGACCAACCUCAAAUGAAUGUAACUCAGAGUAUUGUGAAGAAAUCUAAUAGCACAGCUAAAAUUGUGACCAUUCUGACCAAGGGUGUUGGAGCAAACAGAAGCAGAACAGGGAAGGAGACCAUGGAGCAGUCCACACUGGCUGAGAAGAAUGUAACUCAAUCAUCUGGACCUAAACGCACCAAGAAAGUAAAAGUAGAAACCACAAAUGUGCAAUCUGUAGACAACAGAAACACUGUCGCUGGCAAAGUUGAGAAAGAGAAAGACGUACAGAAGAGUCAGUAUCUAGUGAAUUCUACUUUGGUAUCAACCACCCAUGACUCCGCGAGGAAGGCGGGAGGAUCUGGAUUAGGCUCUGGAUUAGGCUCUGUAAAGGUCGUAAACAUAUCCUCCUACAGCUUCACUGUCACAUGGUCAGCACCACAAGGGAUGUUCAAGAACUUCACCGUGAUCAGAACAGAGCCCCGAACAGAGGGCGACGAAGAGAACCACGAGGAAAUGGAAGAAGUAGCGCUCGAAGGAGACACAGCCUCAACAGCUAAGAACACAACUGAAGUCCAGGUACAGAGUGAGAGCACCAACACAACUGCUGCCUCUGGUAAAGCAGCUGCAGCUAGUGGCAAAACUGAAACAAAGAGGAUCUCUAUGGUGGUCCCUGGCAGCGUGCGCUCUGUAGAGUUCAGUAACCUUCGGGCAAAUACAGCAUAUGUUCUUCAAGUAUAUGGCUCUGCAGCUGAGAGGAAAUCAAAGACUCAUAAAGCAACUGCAAUUACAGGGCCUGAGCCAGCCACAGAGAUGGCUUUCAGCAAUGUAACAGAUUCUUCCCUCAAUGUUUCCUGGUCCAAACCAAAGACCACAUUCUCAGGCGUCAGGGUGACGUACACCAACAUCAUCACAGGGGAGAGCCGCUUUGUGACCGUGGAGUCUCAUCAAUCUUACGUGGUUCUGUCAAAGCUGUCUGCUGGAACCUCUUACAUUAUCAUUGUAACGACUACACAAGGCAGAACACAGAGUGACAUCCUAACAUCCCUUAUGACCACAGUGCCCGCUCCUCCAACACAUCUGCAAGUUGUCAAUGUGACAGAUACCAAAGCUGUGCUGCAAUGGACACCAAGUCUGGGGAAAGUAGACCGCUUCAUCAUCAGCUACGAGUCCUCUAAAACUCCUAAUGUGACAGUGACAGUGAUGCUGUCUGGAAGCUCAGUGGAGCACCAGCUCAGAGGUCUGCAGAGAGGCACGGUGUACACAGUCAAAGUGCUGAGUCAGAAGGACAGUCUGCAGAGCAUGGCCAUCUCUACUACUUUCACCACACCUAAUCUGGUUAAAGCCAGUGAAGUGGGUACUCGCUCUGCGGUGAUAGCAUGGAGAACAUCCACUGUGGUUUAUUACAGCUACAGACUGAUCUACCAGGUGGCAGGAGAGGAGACAAAGGAGGUGAUCCUGGAUCAAUCCACCACAGAGUAUAAGCUGACAGGGUUGUUGCCAAUGUCACGCUACAUUGUUCUGGUACAAGGCGAGAGAGAAGGACAAUACACAUCUGUUGUCACUACAGAAUUCAUCACAGGCAAGCUGCGUUUCCCCUUCCCUACCGAGUGCUCUCAGGAGCUGCUCAAUGGAGCUCUGCAGUCAGGAGAGGUGGAUAUCUACCCAGAUGGAAAAGAGGGAGGAGCAGUCAGAGUCUACUGUGACAUGGAGACUGAUGGCGGCGGCUGGACGGUUUUCCAGAGGAGGAUGAAUGGAAAAACUGAUUUCUACAGAACAUGGAAUGAAUACAGCGCUGGUUUUGGAAACCUCAGCGAAGACUUCUGGCUCGGAAAUGAGCUCCUUCACAACCUGACCAGUAUUGGCCCUGUGAGUCUGAGAGUGGAUUUGCAAUCUGGAAAUGACACCGCUUACGCUCACUACGCCAACUUCACCAUUGAUUCAGCCGAGAGGCACUACACUCUUGCAGUGUCUGGCUACACUGGAACUGCAGGUGACUCCAUGAGGUACCAUAAUGGACGUCCAUUCUCAACCCGCGACAAGGACACUGAUCCUCUGGGGAUCCACUGUGCCAGGGCCUACAUGGGAGGCUGGUGGUACAAGAACUGCUACAAGACCAACCUCAACGGUCUUCACGGCAUCAAUAGUAAUAAUCAGGGAGUGGUCUGGAUAGACUGGAAAGGUAAAGACUCUUCCAUUGCCUUCACUGAGAUGAAGUUCAGACCGGCCAGGUUCUCUCCUGCCACCCAUGGCUAAGGACAGUCUCAAUACAUCUGACAGAGAAUAAAAGGUUCAGAAAUCCAGAAGACAGUGGAUCUCACAGUUGCUGCAUGUCACUUUCCAACUGAAAUUGCAUGUACAGUGGUUUCGAUAGCUUUAACGACAGCUAUCAGUACAUUUGAUUCAAUUUCCAAACCUUUUUUUAUGAUCUGUUAUUUUCUGGAAAUACACCAAAAGAGAGGGAAAUGUUUUAUUUUAAAUGUUGUAUCCUCUGUUCUGCCUGACCAUUCCAUCUCAACAGUGUAUUGAGUAAUACCUUCUUGAGCACCACCACAGUAUGCCACCCCACUACUACUGUAAUUGAAUAUGCACUGUCUCACUCCAUUGGAAUAAAUGUGGCUAAUGUGGGUC
This is a messenger RNA of Gymnodraco acuticeps, 4005 nucleotides long. RefSeq names its product tenascin XBa (gene tnxba). The record is from RefSeq and is a predicted model, not a curated record. Gene Ontology annotation, molecular function: protein binding. NCBI's taxonomy places the organism in Eukaryota, Metazoa, Chordata, Actinopteri, Perciformes, Bathydraconidae. The coding region runs from base 1 to 3630 and encodes 1209 amino acids. The transcript is spliced from 14 exons.